Molecule: messenger RNA, 5176 nt
Organism: Melanotaenia boesemani (Boeseman's rainbowfish)
Lineage: Eukaryota; Metazoa; Chordata; Actinopteri; Atheriniformes; Melanotaeniidae
Product: retinoic acid-induced protein 1
Exons: 6
Coding region: 208-2907 (899 amino acids)
Biological process (GO): regulation of transcription by RNA polymerase II
Cellular component (GO): nucleus
Source: RefSeq, a predicted model, not a curated record
UUUAAAGCAAUUAAAUAUAUAAUGCAGUUCGACGUUAAGGAAACGCUACCGGGUCUAGCUAGCGUGCUAACGUUAGCUCCGGCUAAGCUAACUAGCAAACCUGACCUGUCACCGGUGGUCGGUUGGGGGGGAAGUCAUAGUCUGGAGAAUUAUUAUUAGCUGAAUCUAAUAACCCGGUUUGUAGACAUUUAAUAACGUUGAGUUGUUAUGGAGCAGCCCCCUGGGAGUUCAGAAGAUCUACAGCCUGAAGAUGUCACCACUUCCAACAUCUCCACUGUGAUUGACCUGACCAGGAAGACCACAGCCCUCAAUGCCCUACGGAUGGUCAAGAGUCCUGGCUGGUACCCAAAUUCCAGGACCACCGACCCGGGAUUACAAUUCUCAGAAACCGGCUCCUCGGACAUCCUGCUUCAAUCAGGGGAUCAAAUUCAACCAGACAAUGCCUUCUCCCACACUACAGUCACUCUCUCCUACGUGAGCAGGUCUCAUGUUUUCUCCACUCAUGACUCCCUAUCUCAACGCCCACCCCUGUACAGCGUGCCGGCUAUCAGCAAGUUCUCCCUCCACCCUCACUGUGACACAGAUAACGGGCUCGUUUGUGCAUUGACCCAGCAUGACUUGGAGCAUGCAGAGGAGCCCAUGAACCUCACUACGCAACAGACUGAACAUUUUCUCUCGUCGGGACCAGAGAGUGUUGUGGCUGGAUGUGGAAAGCAGGAUCCUCUGGGGUUUAAUGGUGAAAGGGUCUCCUGUGAUGAAUAUGUAGAACACCCUAUACGAGAUCAAAACCUUCCUCAGGAAAACAGCAGCGCUUUGGAGAACGGUCAGCUGGAUAGGCAGACGAGCUCUGGAGAAUGCACCAAUUCCUCACCAGACACAAGGGUGAAUGAGGAUGGAGAGAAACCAGAGGUUCUCGUUAAGAAUCAGCACUCAGUGGUGGUCUCAGAUGGCGCUGGAGUGAGAGAUUUGUGUUCACAGAGCAGGGAUUAUCGGAGUCCUCUGGAGGAUCCCGUCUCUCCAUCCGCUACCUCACUGGAUGGUGUGGAGGAUGUUUUUGUCCUCCCUCAGGCCUCCAGCUCUCCCAGCGCAGUCAACUCUUUCCUGGAGACACCUGACAUGAUGUGUGACGCCUCCAGUACAGAAAGGACCGCAAGUGAUGAGAAUAAACCGAGAACACAUCGAAGGAAGACGCUGUUGGAGCCUUUGAUUGACUUGACAGAUGGUGUUGUAGAAAAUGAGCAAAGUAAUGGCGUUCCCCACAUGAACGGGAAUGCAAAGGCUCUAGAGAGAACUCUAAAGCAAAGAAAGCUCCCAGUUCGUUCCAGUAGAGGGACACGGCUGGAGGCCAUUGUCAUGAAUAUCAAUUCAAGCCGGUAUAAUGUGUCCGGAUGUGUACUCACCAAUAAAACAGCCAGUGCCUCUGAAUCAACAACACAUGAUUCCAGCUUUGCCACUCCUAAGAGGAACGACGGCAUGUCGGUGCGGAAGAGGAGAGGCACGGUGCAAAGUAAAGCUAUAAAAGUGAAUAAAAAGGGUAAAUCUUGUAACGCUAACACUGACAGUUGCAAAGACACUACCUCUGAUUCUGAACUCAAGACAAGGAAGAAGCAUAACAGCAUACCUCCAAAAAGUUCUCGCUCUGCAAGUGCAAAGAAAGAAGUGGUGCACCUGCCACAGAUCGUGAAGUCAAAGAGGAAACCCUCAUCGCAGUCGAGUCCUCCGUUUGCUCUGUGCAAGAACUCAAAGAAGGAGCCAGAGCUGCUGGUUCAGCCGGAGCCCUCAGUGGAAGUUCACGUGUCAAGGUUUUCUCCGUCGUCACCGUCAACGUCUCCAAAGAAAAGCCAAGGCCAAACCAAAACCAAAUCCCCUGCCAGCAAAGCAUCUCCAACUGCCAAGACGAAGGCGGCCAGCGCUCCUAAACGGAGGCGGAAGAAACAGAAACCAAGCCAGUUGCCCUCCAUGUUCUCCCCCAAGGAGCCUGAGAUCAAGCUGAAGUACGUUAACUUCAAGGAGGAGAAAAGGGACCAGAGGUUGGAUACAUUCUCUCCGUUUAUCCAUGUGGAGCGUCGGCAGGCGUUGCCAUCAUGUUGCACCGUCGUCAACUACCCUGAGGAGGUGAAGAUGCCACACAAGAAGCAGCAGCAGGCUCACAGCAGCAGCUUCAUUUCUAACGUUGUCCCCAGCACUUCCUGUCUGCAGCUGGGCCGGGCAUCCACCCACAGCCAGCACCAGCGCGCCCUCGUCUGCUGCCUCUGUGGCCAGUCGGCCAACGCCAUCGACCUGGGGGACCUACACGGGCCCUACUACCCUGAGGGGUACCGACCGAGCACUAAAACGCCCACUAGCUCAUCGGGGCUGAAAGAGGAUGAUUACAGUGAUUCUGACUCUUCCUCCUACAGCAUGAGGGGUCGUGGGAGGAAGUGUGCCCUCCCACCCACGGCGUGGGCCCUCAGGCCAGGAGCUCAGCUGAAGCAGAAGGGCCUCAUGGGGACCCGCAGGUGGACAGGCAACGGUACCAGCAGCCCUGCAGCCAAGCGUGUUCGGUCAGAUGCUGGUCCUGAAGAUGUGGAGGACUGGUACAGCCCACCUGUGCUGCCUCUGGAGCCCUGUGAAUACUGGCUCCAUGAGGACUGCGGUAUCUGGUCUGCAGGAGUGUUCCUCGUGAAGGGCAAAGUCUACGGGCUGAAGGAGGCCGUCAAGGUGGCCCAGGAGACGAUGUGUUCGGCGUGCCACAAUCCAGGUGCUACUCUGGGCUGCUUCUUUAAAGGCUGUCCUAAUAAGUACCACUACAGGUGUGCUCUGGAUUCAGACUGUGUCCUGAUUGAAGAGAAUUUCUCCAUGAAGUGUAAGAAGCACAAAAACAAAACUAUCAAAGCACCUCCAGGGAGCCGAUGGGACGACAGGUGACAGUUAACAGAAGCCUCCUGAGCAUCCUGCAGGGGUUCUUCUCCCCCUCUCUGAGCUGGUAACCAUGGCGGCAAGGGACCAGUGUUCUUCUGACUGACAACUAGCACCAACAAACCUUAACUUCAGCUUCUGCUCUUCAACUGCACUGUUAACCCCAACACUGCGACUGGAAGGACCCCGGUCAUCAAAACCUUCCUCGGUCCAGCCUGCCGGUACUCGUCAGCCAACGCCCCCCCGGGCUGAGGAUGGAACUUGCUGAAUUUGCCGUGUGUGGUUAUUUAUACAGGAUUUUCUUUCCUUUUGGAUUAAAUAUGAAUAACAAUCAAAGAUAUUUAAUUUUUUAGAGAUUUUCUAAGUAUUUGAUUAUAUUUGGUUUAUUUAUUCCUGAAUUUUGGGCUUAUUAGCAGUUGUCAGAGAGGUUUAAAUGUGUGUGUAAGUGUGUGUGUGCUGCUUCUUUUACUUUAAGUUAUUGGUAAAGCAGUUUGAUGUAGGAGUCUGAAGCCAGUUUUACGGAGAUUUUGGUUCGUUAUUCUGCUGCCACAUCCAGGGACCACCACCCGUGGAAAAGUCGCCCAGAACGCCGUGGCUGAUGUGGCAGGACGAGCUGAUCAGUGUGUGUUUGAAUGUAUUUUGUGAGGAGGCAUGGCCUCAUGUGAUCGCUCUCUGAACUCCAGGCUCGCCUCUUCCCAUCUGAAUGAAACUUUUUUUGUGUGUAACUCGAAGCACUUUGGUUUCCUGCGUCGGGCUGGGAGCGUUUAACCGCAUCCACGCCGUUUGCCUGUUCUGCCUUUAAAUCAGUUCUUUAAAAGAAAAAAACGUCUGAUCCUGUCAUGGAGAUGAUGAAUGAAUAAUUUAGGCUUGGUUUGACUUCUGCAGCACAUGUAAAACCUCUCCAGCUGCAGAUCAGCUACACUGCACAAACACGAGGGAUGUAGCACUAAUUUGGUGCUUAGCUGAACGUUUGGUUCGUAUUGGUUUGUGGUUCAGCUUAAACUCUUGACUUGAGCUUCAACUGUUGUGAAAAAGCCUCAUCAGACAUACAGAGGUCUCCACAGUUGUCGUACUCUGUAGUUAAGUGGCGCAACAACAAACCGGUGGAUGUACGUACGAGGCUUCCUCUGGAUGUCCUGAUGGCUGAAUGCAGCUUGCGUGCACUUUUCUGUUGCAGUCAGUAAUAAUCGGAGGCACAAAGAGAACUCUGACUCUCUGGGACUGAAUAAAACAUGUACCGCGAUCAGCUCCCAGGGUUGAAUCGGGUGUAGAGGUCCGACUUUAGCCCCUCAACCCGUUUGUUUCAGAGGAAGUCUGUGUAAUCUGUUGCAGUCUUUGUGUACUUCUACAUUAGCACCACUAGGGGCAGCGUCAGGCCGUCUGAGACCGUUAAACCAUGACUGUCGCAGCCUGAGGCAGCUGAAGGCUCAUGAGCAGCAGAAACUCUGAAGAGCCCCAGAUCUCACCCUGAACAUAUGCAGCGACGCUGCGGACGAAGCUGCGUGACUUGUAUCUCCCUGUUUGUUAGUGGAACAACUACAGAUUAAUUCUGCAGGUAUAAAAAAUACCGUUUUAAAUGUGGGACAAAUGUUUCCUAAAACUGACUGAAUUUUUGUAUCUUCAGACAUGCAGGAUUAAUCUGUACUUGUAGAUUUAAUUUCUGCCUGAACUUUUUUUAACAAAUUAAAAUAUGGAGAUAAACGUUAGGAAGCUUUGGUCCCGUUCUAGCUCCGUAUGAAAACACCACAGCUGUUCCAUGUGUGCCAUCGUUUAUGUUCUGCGGUUUGUUUUUAUAUUUGGUUGCAGUGAAAUGUGGGAAUAUUUAGUGUCAGCUAACCUGGAGUUUCACUGCAGUUCUUUCUUUUUUACUUGCAAUCAACUUCUACCAAAUAGAGAUUUUUGGAAUAUGUUCUUACAAAUGUACAAAAUGUUUGUAUUCUUAAUUAAUUUGUUGGUGUUUAUCUCAGGGCCGAACCUCAGAUAUUGUAAUGAUUUGAUUUUUAUGUUCAGAGUUGUUUGUUGUGUUAACCCCACCUUGACGAGAGUAUUGAAACUUGUAGCAGGAUGUGGAUUUUCUCCUCUGUCCUGGUACACACUAACCCUUCCCUUACAUUCCAACGCCUCCACCUGUCAGUGCUGUGGUGUUUUUAAGUUAAAUAUUGGACUUGGACUGCCAACCCAUGUUGUCAUAGCCUUAUGUCAGACUUUUUUGUACUGUCUCGUUCACCUUUUGGAGUGUCAGAGGGCUUGUUAUUGUCAAAAUUAAAUAUUUUGUUCA